Molecule: messenger RNA, 2123 nt
Organism: Hibiscus syriacus
Lineage: Eukaryota; Viridiplantae; Streptophyta; Magnoliopsida; Malvales; Malvaceae
Product: far upstream element-binding protein 1-like
Exons: 6
Coding region: 1-1998 (665 amino acids)
Biological process (GO): regulation of gene expression
Cellular component (GO): cytoplasm
Molecular function (GO): mRNA binding
Source: RefSeq, a predicted model, not a curated record
AUGGCAGACGACGGACAGUACUCUUCAGGUCCCGAUUCAGGCAGCCACAAGCGCAAAUACGAGGACCAGGGACCGCCGUCUUCCGUUGGUCGGAGGCCUACGGGAUUUUCAUCUCCAGAUUCGGCUCCUCCUCCUUCCUACAAUAGCGUGCCUCCACCUCUUGACGGAAUCGAGAUGGCCAAGCAGCGAGCUCAGGAGAUUGCCGCUCGCCUUACUGCCUCCGCCGCAUCUGUUGGCGCCGAGGCUAAGCGCCCUCGUGUCGAGAACGGCUCUGGCGGUGGCUUUGAUAACGAUAAGGGAUAUAUGUCCGCUCCUUUUGAUAUAAACCAUAUGUCAAACUCUGCUCCUCCUGCUAUACCGGUUUCAUACGGUAGCUACCAUGGCGCAAGCAAAACGAUUGACAUUCCACAGAAUAGGGUUGGUGUUAUUAUUGGGAAAGCUGGAGAAACCAUUAAAAAUCUUCAAAUGCAAUCUGGGGCAAAGAUUCAGAUCCAGCGAGAUAUGGAUGCAGAUCCUAAUUCUGUGACUAGGCCUGUGGAGCUCACGGGUAAUGCUGAAGAAAUAGCCAAGGCUGAGCAGUUGAUAAAUGAUGUUCUUGCUGAGGCUGAGGCAGGAGGUUCUGGCAUAGUUUCUCGAAGAUUGACAGGACAUGCUGGAAGUGAACAUUUUGAAAUGAAGAUACCGAAUAACAAGGUUGGUCUGGUGAUUGGUAAAGGUGGUGAAACAAUUAAAAAUAUGCAAGCUAGAACUGGAGCUCGUAUUCAGGUGAUCCCGCUGCACUUACCACCAGGUGAUCCAUCAACAGAAAGGACAUUACAUAUAGAUGGGACUAGUGAACAGAUUAGAAAUGCAAGAGAACUGGUUGAUGAGGUUAUAAGUGAGAAUCGUAUGAGAAAUCCGGCAAUGGCUGGAGGCUAUCAACAACAAGGUUAUCAAGCACGACCACCUCCAAGCUGGGGCCAAGGGGCUCCUCCAAUGCAGCAAGCUGGAUAUGGUUAUAUGCAACCUGGGGGAUAUCCUGGCCCAUCACCACAGUAUAACAUGUCUCAGCCACCUUAUGGGGGCUAUCCUUCCCAACCGUCAUCUGGUGGAUAUGCCUCUGGUUGGGACCAGUCUAUGCCACCAAACCCACAAAGUUCCUCUGCAGGUGGUUAUGAUUACUAUAAUCAACAGUCUUCUUCACAGCAGCAGCAAGCACCUGGUGAUUCAGCAGCUCCUGCCGAUAACAGUGGUUACCAUUACAGUCAACCUCCAGCUUCUGGCUACAUGCAACCAGGACAAGGCUAUGGUCAGGAUGGGUAUGGUGGAUACAAUGCACCUCCUCAAUCAGGUUAUGGGCAGCCAUCAUCAUAUGACCAACAGGGUUAUGGCUCUGCACCGAGCUAUGGUGCUUCAACGGACCCAAGUCUGGAGGGUCAAACUCCUUCCUAUGCCGGUCAAGGGGAUUCUGGCCAAGCACCUACUUCUACCCAACCAUCUGCAAUGGGCCAGCAAGGGUACAAUACUAGUCAGAUGGCUAGCCCAAAUCCUGGCAGUUAUCCACCUCAAGGAAGUACUCAAGCUGGAACUUCACAGGCUGGGUAUGGGAGUCAACCACCGGCUCAGUCUGGCUAUGGAGGAUAUGGACCAGCACAAGGGAAGAAACCAUUGGUUAAUAACUCUGCCUAUGGGCAGACUCAGCAGUCGCCUACCACUCCAGGAAGCUAUGGCCAGCCAGGAUAUCAUUCGCAGCCACCCUCAUCUGGUUAUGGUCAACCGGAAUCAGGCUCACAACGGACUCAAUCGUCCACUUAUGGUGCUGCAUCAGUUCAGCCAGGAUAUGCUGCACCACCCUAUGGAGCGCCUUAUAAUGCCUCUUAUGCUAGUGGUUACUCACAGCCUCCUGCAUAUCCUGCUGACGGGAAUGCAAGUGGGAGCACUCAUGGAACUUAUGAGGCUGCGCCAGCUUCUGAAACUGGGAAACAAGAUGGGGGUGGAAAUGCAUCGCCCCAAUCUUGAUUAGUCAAAUUUAUAUUUUAGUACUUAAUGCAAAUGGUUUUAUUGUACAACAGUUAGAUGUAGCUAUAGUUCUUGCAAUGUGUUACUAAGAUAUGCUAGUGUUUUACUCGGAUGUUUCAGAUGCU